AUGAUUUUUUUUAUUAUUAUCAUAAUUGUUGUUUAUGUUCUUUAUAGAAUAAUUUUGAAACCAUUGAUUCCAUUAUUGAUAUUAAAGCUGUAAUUUGGAAAGUAGGCUUAUUUAUGGUAUGCACCAAUUUGGGGUUUAUUAAAAUACAAUUUUAGAUCUUUGAAAUAAAAUGGAGAUUUUUUUGAUGAUCUGAGAAAGAGAAUGAGAUAAAAUCCUAAAGUAAAAAUGUUGUUGACAAAUUUCUUGGAUAAACCAUUUAUAAAUUUUGUGGAUAGUGAAUAUGUUAAGAAAAUGUAUUUGGAUCAUUAAAAUUUCCCAAAAUUUAAUUUGCUUAGAUAUGAGUAUAAAAUGAAUUUUAUUUAGUAAUUUGAUUGAUAAAGGAUUAUUAAUGGCAGAAGGUGAAGAAUGGAAGCAUUAGAGAAAUUUAUUAGGAUCAGCAUUUACUUUUGAGAAAUUAAAAUCAAGGAUUCCUAUGAUAAAUUAGAUAGUAAAAGAAAGAUGUAUUUUGGAUCCAAAAACUAACUCUUUUGACUUUAUAUCAUGGAUAACAGGUGAAGUAGUUAUUCAUAGUUUUUUUGGUGAAAUUGCAAAAGGAUUAAUUAUAAAUGGGAAACCUGGAUAGGUAGAAAUAGUAAAUUUAGUUGCUGAUAUAAUGUUGUAAAGAUUUAAAAAUACUUACACUUAAAUUAAAUUAAUGAUAUUAGGUAAUAAAGGAUGGAGAAUAUUGGCAACUAAAAAGGAGAAAGAUAUAAACAAUCGAGUAGAUAUGCUUAGGAAUACUGUUAAGUAGCUUAUUGAGAAAAGAUUGGAAUAAUUAUAAGUAGAAAAUUAAAGAGAGAAAUAGAAAGAUCAAUUCUUUUUAGACAUUUAUUUAAAUGAAUUAUUGAAAUAAUAAUAAGACAAUGAAAGAAAUAAAAUAAAUAUAGAUCUUGAAAAUGUAUUAUAGUAGUUUUUGACAUUAUUUUUUGCUGGAACAGACACAACAGCAACAAUGACUAUAACUUGUCUUGUUUAUUUGGCAAAAUAUCCAGAUAUUCAAAAUGAAUUAUUAUAAGAGAUUUAAGAUUUAAUAUAAGAUUAAGAUGUAUAAGAUAAUCAUCUUACAAAAUUUGUAAAAAUGAAUGCAUUUAUAAAUGUAAAUUAUUAUAUAUUUUAUAGGAAGUUUUCAGAUUAAGAAAUCCCGCAUUUUCACCUUUUGUAAGAUUGGUCUAAAAAGAUAUGCAAUUUUUGGAUAUCAAACUUAAGAAAGGUAUAAUAUAUCCAAUAUAUAUUAGGAUGGAUGGUAGUCUAAAGACAUGAUAUUCCUGUAAUAAGACAUGAGCAUUUUAGUAAUCCUGAAGAAUUUGAUUAUAAGAGAUGGUUGAUUAAUUAAGGAAAUAUUCAAUCUGAUAAUGGUUUUGUUCAUAUUCCAUUUGGUGCAGGAGGAAGAAAUUGUAUUGGUCAACAUAUGGCUUUAAUGGAAUUAAAAAUCAUCUUAUGUCAUAUCAUAAGGAAAUUUUAAGUUAGUCUUAAUCCAGAUGUUUAAAUUAAGUUUGGUAUCAGAUUUCUUUAUGGUGCAGAACCUGAAAAUUGUUUGAUCUAUAAAGAAAGGAGAUGA
Paramecium pentaurelia is the source of this 1597-nucleotide messenger RNA. NCBI's taxonomy places the organism in Eukaryota, Ciliophora, Oligohymenophorea, Peniculida, Parameciidae. The record is from the annotation of a GenBank genome assembly.